Molecule: messenger RNA, 2418 nt
Organism: Alosa sapidissima (American shad)
Lineage: Eukaryota; Metazoa; Chordata; Actinopteri; Clupeiformes; Clupeidae
Gene: lmo3
Product: LIM domain only 3
Exons: 4
Coding region: 454-891 (145 amino acids)
Biological process (GO): positive regulation of transcription by RNA polymerase II
Cellular component (GO): nucleus
Molecular function (GO): DNA-binding transcription factor binding; transcription coactivator activity
Source: RefSeq, a predicted model, not a curated record
UGUCUUGCUGCUCUGCCAGAGAGAACGGGGAGAUUGAAGAAGAAACAGGUUUUUGUCGGGAGAGGGAGAGGACUCCUUUAGAUCGAGAGUGAAUCACAAAUCCGCAAGAGGGAGUUCAACCGAGGCAUAUGGGGCUUGUCCCAUUCAACUGAUACUUCAAAAUAUAGACAGACACGUGUGACACCUACACGCGGCAACUUCCCUGGCAGACAGAUUUUUAAUAAUAAUAUUUGACCAAUUAAUACAGCGUGUGUUAUAAAUAUACUCCAUUAUAAGAGGAUUGACGGACGCAAUUUCAUUUUUAUCCAGACUGCAUGGUCAUACUACAAUAAACUAUGAACGCUCUGGUUUUAUGUGACGUUCAAUAAAACGGAACGAAGUGGCACAAAGAAGAGCCGUCGACAACUUUGGUCAGUUUCUGUCGUCCUCCUUCGCUACAGAUAAGGUAUACAAAUGCUCUCCGUUCAGCCGGACACCAAGCCAAAGGGCUGCGCCGGCUGCAACCGGAAGAUCAAGGACCGCUACCUGCUGAAGGCCCUGGACAAGUACUGGCAUGAGGACUGCCUGAAAUGCGCCUGCUGCGACUGCCGGCUUGGCGAGGUGGGCUCCACACUGUACACCAAAGCCAACCUCAUCCUCUGCCGGCGUGACUACCUCCGGUUGUUUGGCGUGACGGGGAACUGUGCGGCUUGCAGCAAGCUCAUCCCGGCCUUCGAGAUGGUGAUGCGAGCGAAGGAGAAUGUCUACCACCUGGACUGCUUCGCCUGCCAGCUCUGCAAUCAGAGGUUUUGUGUGGGAGAUAAAUUCUUCCUGAAGAACAACAUGAUCCUGUGCCAGACUGACUACGAGGAGGGGCUGAUGAAGGAGGGCUACGCGCCCCAAGUCCGCUGACAUCUCCUGACCGCGAGAGGGACGGGACGGUGGGGGGCUGAAUCCGACAUGAAAAUGAAGACUAACUAACGGAGCACCUGCAAUCAGAUGCCAAAAGCACUAAAUUCCUCUCCAGCGCCCAUCAUCACAUGUACAUACCCAACAGAACCCUCCAGCGGGACUCCAGUGUACAGAAUAGCCAUAGACUCUGAAGGUUUCUUUUUUUCGUGGGGAGAGGGGGGAGAGCCCCUUUAUAAUGUGACAGUCGAUAGUGAACGUUUUGCUCUUUCAUGAAGAUGCUGCCUCCCUCCUGCCACCAACACAAGCCUUAUGGAGCCAGCCAGCCCCAUCAGCCAACCCCCCUCGAAAGACCACCAGACUCUCCGCUCCAUAUCACCACAACUGCGAAAAAUUCCCAUUUCUUUCCUGGACUGAGGACCCUCAAGUAAAAAAAAAACAAUCAAUGUAAAUGGCUGAAAUAAAAAAAUAAAAAAAACACACACAUUUGCAAGCAGGGUGCCAGGUCAACAUAAGAUCUCAGGUUGAAUGGGUUUCUUUUUCUCUCUGUCUUUUUCCCUCGCAAUGGCAAUGUCUACUAACCUGCUGCCAUCACUGAAACACAGUAUUUAACUUUCUUGAGACUUGUCUUUACGAUCCCCAGUGCAGACUGGACUCAGAAAACAGAUCAGUACCAUUCUAGUGCAACAAAUUAACAUUUUCAGUAAGCUUUGUCUGCCUUUAAGUUAACAAAUGGCCUCAUAAAGGCUUGAGAGAGUGUGUGUGUGUGCGUGUGUGUGUUUGUGUGUGCGUGUGCAUACACACAAAGCAAGAGAAGAGUUGAAGUGUGUCCCUUAACAGCAGGUUGGUGAUGGCAGAGGUGGGAGGGGCCUGGGGAGGAAGUGUGGGUGGAGAACUCUUUUUGUACAAUGUAUUUAUUUAAUAUGCUUUCAGUGAUCACUUAGUCCUCUAAGGCCUCACUCCCAAUGUGUUUAUACUUGAAUUCAAUCACUGAUCAAUCACUGACGACACAUUUUGACAUGAGUGUUGUAUUGUACCUUUUCUGUUCUUACUUUCGUCGAUGUCUCUUACGGCGCUCAGGCCACAUUUGUCAAGCAAAAUGCCAAUGUGGUUGCCUUAAGACACCGCUGGUCACCUGUUCUGGAGGGGUAAAUGUCACCUUAAAUCCCUGGCUCGAGAGGUCACCUUUCCGGUGGGAUGCCAUUUCGUUGUUGACACAAGUCAGCUGGCAAACUUGGAAAAAGAGCUGGCUACUGUGCAACCUGUAGGCAACAGCAGACCGCCAUCCUGGUGACGACAGGCAACGAUCACGCGCUUCAACCCUGCGGGUACAGAGCAGGAGAAAUUAUAGGAAUAUGAACUGAUUUGUAAAUCAUGGUUGUACAUAAAGAAAAUAUUCCUUUGCUUGCUGUUGUAUAAUGAUUUCUUUUUAUGUGUCAUUCAGCAUGAGAUGUUAUUUUAGAGCAACGCUUGUACAUACUGUAUUGUAAUCAUUUUAAGCACAAAUGUAAUACAGUUUUAUUGUGUUAA